Molecule: messenger RNA, 4975 nt
Organism: Globicephala melas (long-finned pilot whale)
Lineage: Eukaryota; Metazoa; Chordata; Mammalia; Artiodactyla; Delphinidae
Source: RefSeq, a predicted model, not a curated record
CUUUCCGGUCAAGAUGGCGGCGCCCAGGCGGGCCGCGCCGAGGUGAGCUGGAGCUGGGCCCGGAGGGGGACGAGUCUGCCACGCCCAGGACCUGGACCCCGCGCUGGUCUCCAGUCUCCCGGGGAGCGGCGGGACUAUUUAUCAAGGAUCUUCCUGUUCUCUAUGCUUGGACGUAUCAAUGAAUAAAUCAGACAAGAGCCUUUGCCUGCUUGCUCCUUCUUGCACGCUUUCUCCCUCCUUACACUCUCGUGUGGAAACGGAUGUUAUAAAUAAAUUCUAUGCUUUGUCACAAGUUGAUGGACGCUACGGGAUAAGGAAAAGGAUGUGAAGCUCACUGAAGAGGCUUGGGUUGGGAGUGCUGGAGGAGUGUACAGGUGGGGAAAAUGUACCAGCGUGUAUGCCUACUGGGACCACGUUUUCCAGAACAGUUAAGCCCAGUGUCAACUAUGCUGUCCCACCUUCCUCUCGUAGUGAGAAGAGAGCAGGCUGAAUGGAAGAAAGUCAUUAUGACCACUGGGGCCACUAGGCCCACAUGGGAUGAUUGUCAGCAGCUGCUCCAGACUCUCCUAACGACUGAGGAGAGGCAACGGGUUCUUUUAGAAGCCAGAAAAAAUGUAUUAGGCGCCAAUGGGCAACCUACCCAGCUGCCUAACGAGAUUGAUGCUGGUUUCCCACUCGUCAGGCCAAACUGGGAUUUCAAUGCCCCGGAAGGUAGGGAGCGCCUGAAAAUGUAUCACCAGGCUCUGGUGGCGGGUCUCCAUGGAGCGGCCAGACGGCCCACUAAUUUGGCUAAGGUAAGGGAAGUAACUCAGGGGCCCCAGGAAUCGCCAACUGUGUUCCUGGAACGUUUAAUGGAAGCCUUUAGACGCUUUACCCCUUAUGAUCCAACUUCGGAGGGACAUAGGGCUACUAUAGCAAUGGCUUUCAUAGAUCAAGCGGCCCCUGAUAUUAAGAAGAAAUUACAGAGGCUAGAUGGCUUGCAGGGAUUUUCGUUUCAGGAGUUAGUAAAAGAGGCAGAUAAAGUAUAUAACAAAAGAGAAACAGAGGAAGAGAAGGAAGAAAGAAAGCAGAAAGAGCAGGAAGCCCGUGAAAUAAGACGGGAUAAGAGACAGGAGAGGAAUUUAAGUAAGAUACUGGCCACUGUGGUUGGAGGAAGAAAUAUAGGGGAUAGAAAUAGGCAGGAAGGGCGAACGGCAGACAGAAGGCGGCCAUUAGACAAGGACCAAUGUGCCUACUGUAAAGAAAAAGGACAUUGGGCGAGAGAAUGCCCUAAGAAAAAGAAUGGAGGAAGGCCAACCAAAAACAAAAUCUUAACAUUGAAAGAAGAAGACUACGAAAGUCAGGGCUCGAACCCUCUCCCCGAGCCCCGGGUAACUCUUAAAGUGGAGGGGGAACCUGUUCAGUUUUUGGUAGAUACCGGAGCCCAGCACUCCGUCCUUCUCCACUCAGAAGGUCCUAUCUCAGCUAAAAGGUCAUGGGUACAAGGAGCCACUGGGAAUAAACAAUAUUCAUGGACCACACGAAGGACAGUAGAUCUUGGGAUUGGACGAGUAACCCAUUCAUUUUUGAUUAUUCCGGAAUGCCCCUAUCCUUUGCUGGGAAGAGAUUUACUCUCCAAAGUAGGGGCUCAAAUCCACUUUCAGCCAGAAGGUCCCACCAUAACUGAUAAUAAGGGAAGGUUACUUCAAAUAUUGACUAUGAAAUUAGAAGAUGAAUAUAAAUUAUACGAGCAGCCUUCAUCCUCACGAGUUAAUGUUACUGAUUGGGUAACUCGGUUCCCUCAAGCCUGGGCAGAAACUGCCGGAAUGGGGAUGGCCAAAAAUCGGUCCCCGGUGCUAGUGGAACUCAAGGCAACUGCCACCCCAAUAACGGUCCGUCAAUACCCCAUGAGUAGAGAAGCCAAAGACGGUAUCCGUCCCCAUAUACAGAGGCUACUAGACUUGGGCAUCUUAAUAAGAUGUCAAUCAGCAUGGAACACCCCUCUCCUGCCGGUAAAGAAACCAGGAACAAAUGAUUAUCGGCCGGUGCAGGAUCUACGAGAGGUAAACAAACGGGUGGCAGACCUCCACCCCACAGUUCCAAACCCUUACAACCUCCUGAGCACUCUUCCACCUCAACAUAUGUGGUAUACUGUUUUGGACCUUAAAGAUGCUUUUUUCUGUUUAAGACUCUCUCCCCUGAGCCAACCCUACUUUGCCUUCGAAUGGAAAGAUCCAGCAUCGGGAAUGUCUGGUCAGCUGACAUGGACAUGGCUACCUCAGGGAUUUAAGAACUCCCCGACCAUCUUUGAUGAAGCCCUCCAUCAGGAUUUGGCAUUAUAUAGAGAAUCAAAUCCCCAGGUAACAUUACUCCAAUACGUUGAUGAUAUUUUAUUAGCUGCUGAGACCCAAGAAGAUUGUAUCAAGGGUACUGAAAAACUGUUAACGGAACUUGGAACCCUGGGAUAUAGAGCCUCAGCCAAGAAAGCACAAAUAUGCCAACAACAGGUCAGUUACCUGGGGUAUCUAUUAAAAGGGGGGCAAAGAUGGCUCACGGAGAGCAGAAAGGAUACGGUGGCCCAAAUUCCGGCUCCCAAAAACGCCAGGCAGGUUAGAGAAUUUUUGGGGACGGCCGGAUUCUGUAGACUAUGGAUUCCAGGGUUUGCUGAGCUGGCAGCCCCAUUGUACCCCCUAACCAAAAACAGCACUCUUUUCGUUUGGGGCGAUACGGAACAACGGGCUUUUGACCAAAUCAAACGAGCUUUACUUUCAGCUCCAGCCCUAGGACUGCCAGAUGUAACCAAACCUUUUCAUUUAUAUGUGGCCGAAAAUAAGGGCAUUGCAAAAGGAGUAUUGACUCAGAAAUUGGGUCCCUGGAAUCGCCCAGUUGCUUAUUUGUCAAAAAAAUUGGACCCUGUGGCAUCAGGAUGGCCCACCUGUUUAAAGAUAAUCGCUGCAGUGGCCGUUCUAGUCAAAGAUGCUGACAAACUAACUUUAGGACAAAAUCUAACGAUAACAGCUCUUCAUGCCCUGGAAAACGUAGUCCGUCAACCACCGGAUAGGUGGCUAACUAAUGCCAGGAUGACCCACUACCAAACCCUGUUGCUAAACUCAGAUCGCAUCAAGUUUGCUCCAGCCACAGGACUCAAUCCAGCCACCUUGCUACCUGAUCCUGACUUGGAAGGCUCCACCAUCAUACAUGAUUGUCAGGAAGUACUAGCCGCAGCACACGGCAGUAGGCCAGAUCUGAUGGACCUGCCCCUCCCUGAUGCUGAUUUCACCUGGUUCACGGAUGGGAGCAGUUUCCUGGAGGAAGGUAAGCGUCGAACUGGGGCAGCCGUGGUAGAUGGAAAACAAGUCAUAUGGGCAGCGGCGCUACCACAAGGGACCUCAGCCCAACGAGCUGAAUUAAUUGCCCUGACGAGGGCAUUAGAGAUGGCAGAGAACAAAAAAGUAAACAUCUACACAGACAGUAGAUAUGCGUUUGCUACCGCUCAUAUCCACGGUGCCAUUUACCAACAGAGAGGGCUACUAACUUCAGGUGGCAAAGAAAUUAAAAACAAAGACGAAAUCGUGGCUUUGUUGACUGCACUCAUGCUUCCUACUAAAGUCAGUAUCAUCCACUGCCCUGGACAUCAAAAAGGAAAUACCCCAAUAAUUAGGGGAAAUAAUAUGGCUGACCAAGUGGCCCGAGAAAUAGCAUCGGGAGAAGUCAUUUUAGGACUGUCAGAUAAAGUUCCUGAAAAACCAGGCCGCGAUGAAGAAAUCAUCCCGGCCACAACAAAAGGAACUUUGUCCCCUCAGCAAGCAGAAUCCAUGUUACAACAGAUGCACAGAUGGACACAUUUGGGGACUAAAAAGAUGGUAGCCUUGUUACAAAAAGCCGGGUACGAAACCCCUGGAAUGACAAAAUUAGCUGAAUAAAUUGUGCAGGAAUGCGUCCCAUGUCAACAGAUAAAUGCUCACAAAGGGAAACUUGAAACUGGAAAGAGACUCAGGGGGGACCGCCCAGGAACUUACUGGGAAGUGGACUUUACCAAAGUGCGUCCUGGAAGGUACGGUAAUAAAUACCUUUUAGUUUUUGUAGACACUUUUUCAGGAUGGAUAGAGGCUUUCCCAACAAAGAAAGAAACAGCUGCUGUAGUAGCCAAGAAGAUUUUAGAAGAAAUUUUUCCUCGAUUUGGAGCAUCAAAGGUAAUAGGGUCUGAUAAUGGUCCAGGCUUCGUCGCCCAGGUAAGUCAGGAUGUGGCCAGAUAUUUGGGGACUGAUUGGAAAUUACAUUGUGCCUAUAGACCCCAAAGUUUAGGUCAGCUAGAAAGAAUGAAUAGGACUCUAAAAGAGACCCUAACUAAAUUGUCCUUGGAGACUGGCGGUACCGAUUGGACGGUGCUCCUUCCUUUGGCCCUAUUCCGGGUUAGAAAUACACCUUCCCGAUACCAUCUUACUCCUUUUGAAAUAUUAUAUGGUGCCCCGCCUCCCCUCCUCACUUUAGGAAAAGAAAUAAAACCUGAUUGUCAAAAUAACACUGACUUAUAUGCUAGGCUACUGGGACUCCAAUUGGUCCAGAAAGAAAUAUGGUCCCAACUCGCCAAGGCCUACCAACCGGGAACACCGGGAGAAACUCAUCCUUUCCAAGUCGGAAGAUACGUCCGUCGGCAUCGAACCCAGACGUUGGAACCUCGAUGGAAAGGACCAUACACCGUCCUCCUCACCACCCCAAUGACCAUAAAAGUGGACGGCAUCGCUGCCUGGAUCCAUGCUUCACAUGUGAAGGCUGCACCAGCGACGGCAUCAUCAGGAUGGCGGGCCCAAAGAACCGACAACCCGCUCAAACUCAAGCUUCUCCGAACCUAAGACUUAUAAUUUUGGUUUUACUGCCUUUACUGACUGUAAGUGAUUUUAGCCCUCAUCUCCCCCAACGUUUAACUUGGCAGGUAAUUUCUCAGACUGGAGAUGUAACCUGGUCCAUUAGUCAUACUGCACCCCCCUGGACCUGG